AUGGGUGCUGACCUGAUCCCAGAAAGUGAUGCAUCUGCGCUGUCUUUGCAGAGCAGUGGGGUGGAAUGCGGCAUCAGGUUGUUGCAAUUCCGUGCUGCUUCAACCGCGGAGCGCGAUGUCGUGGCCGAGACGGCUGUUCACGAAGUCAGCACAGCGAAGCCACCGCCUCCAGUGCCGUCUUUUGCAGAGCGGACUCCUACAAAGGUGCCGGCCGUACCGCCCCAACCUGUCAACAGCCGCGGCCGAGGGCCGAGCGCAAAGAGUCGGCCCAAAGCCCCUGCCGCCAGCGAUCGCAAGAAGUUGGACCUGGCCUUGUCAGCCGAAGUGGUCCAGGGGCCACCCAUACCCGAGGGCCGGCGUCGAUUUGCGCCUAUCCGUCCUGCCUCCCGGCCUCUGGGACUUGCAAAGCCAAAGCAGGCAGCAGCACCCACUGCAGAUGCAGCAGGUAGCGCCGUAACCUUCCGGCCCGGCAGGGCGAGGUGCCGGCAUGCCAACGAGACGCGGCACGGACCGCAUGUAAUAUGCGCAGAUUGCGGCGAGGAACUUCGCUUCGACGCCUGGCGACUGGAGCUAGUGGACGACAUGGAUCUGCAAUCGGUUUGA
Molecule: messenger RNA, 603 nt
Organism: Symbiodinium sp. CCMP2592
Lineage: Eukaryota; Dinophyceae; Suessiales; Symbiodiniaceae
Source: the annotation of a GenBank genome assembly